Messenger RNA from Aspergillus puulaauensis, 249 nucleotides. RefSeq lists its product as uncharacterized. The transcript has a single exon. The record is from RefSeq and is a predicted model, not a curated record. Bases 1 to 249 code for a protein of 82 amino acids. NCBI's taxonomy places the organism in Eukaryota, Fungi, Ascomycota, Eurotiomycetes, Eurotiales, Aspergillaceae.
AUGACCGACCCGUUCUCUAUCAGUGGCGGCGUGGUCGGGGUUGUCUCUCUCGGCCUCACGGUCUCCCAGGGACUCAUUGCUUAUUAUGGGCCCUGGAAGAGCUACGAUGACGAGAUUUCAGGCUUCACCACAAGGCUGGAGGGCCUGCAACACUCGUUACAGGUGCUUCACGAGUUUAUUUCCCCGGAACAGGAGCUCGAUCUGCCAUCCGACCAGUACAAGAAGAUAGUCUCUUUGCAGCUAAAGUAG